Messenger RNA from Serpula lacrymans var. lacrymans S7.9, 3539 nucleotides. RefSeq lists its product as uncharacterized. Gene Ontology annotation, molecular function: GTPase activator activity. Gene Ontology annotation, cellular component: cytoplasm; cell division site; plasma membrane. Lineage: Eukaryota; Fungi; Basidiomycota; Agaricomycetes; Boletales; Serpulaceae. Bases 1 to 3327 code for a protein of 1108 amino acids. Gene Ontology annotation, biological process: cytoskeleton organization; small GTPase-mediated signal transduction. The record is from RefSeq and is a predicted model, not a curated record. The transcript has 13 exons.
AUGGCAGUCCUUUCUCUGCCCUUGACAUUCACGAAUUCUUUUUGGACCCAGGACUACAGAAAAGGCCUGGAAGUUUUGUAUUCAAAGCUGGAACAAGGAGUCGCAGAAAAUGAUGAGAUCGUCGCAUUCAUUAGAGCUCGCGCUACCCUGGAAAAACAGCUGGCUACUGCUCUCUCAAACCCUGCACCGACUGGUACAACAAGGACAGGCUUCAGCUCAGACGAUGGUGCUUCGUUGUUGAUGGCAUUUCGCGGUCUUCAGGCAGAAUCCGUUGCACACGGUGAAGCUCAUAAGUUGAUCUCUAAAGACUUGCAGGUUUUGGUGGCAGACCCUUUUGACGAGUGGGCUCAAAGCUACAAGGGGGAGCUGUCGAAAAGCAGAUCUACUGCCAUUGACAAUUGGUUGCGUUCCUAUGAACAAUCCCAGAAAGAGGUAAUCAAGUUGAAGAACUCUUAUUUGCAGAAAAUGCGCCGUGCUGAUGAGGCCGAAGACGACGCGAAAUUUGCUCCCAACAACGACCUUGGUGACAAGUAUACGACGUCGCCACGUUUAGCUCCCCGUGACGCCCGGUCGCCGCCACAGCGAACUUCUAGUGUUCAAGACCGUAUUACUCAACGCUUUAAAGAAAUUCAACGCAAGGCAGCAUCCUCGUCUACAGAGUCAGAUACUAACACAAAUGAGACUUUGGAUGAGAAGGAACUUCCCAAAAUCGACAAGGGCAAAGGGAAGGCAGUUGAGGUAUCUUCUCCACGCGAGUUGACCAUGUCUCCACCGCCCCUAUCUCCCCCUUUGCCUCCUGCAAGGAUUGAUAUUGUGCCUCCCGAAUCGCCCAUGCCGCCGGCCCCGCCAAGCCCUAUUCUGUUGGCCGGUCUUUCGCUGCCGCCUUCGGCCAUCUCUGCAUUGUUAAUUCGUGCCGCGAGUGAGCUCAAUCUUCGACCGGUUCGCUUUCCCCUUCUGGGCGAGUACCAGAAGUGCUUCUCGGGUGACGAAUUUGUUGAAUGGCUGAACGCGAAUGUGCAAGGGUUUGGUGGUAGUCUGGAGCUUGCCGAAGAAGCAGCAAGGGAUCUUACAGAGCGGGAAGACUUGCUUCGGAGGAUCGGAGAGUUUGGAAAUAACUUUGAAGCCACCGAGGAGGCAUUCUAUCAAUUCAGGCCCAAGGCAUUCGACUUGGAAGGCAAGGGCACAGAUUCUGGUGCCGCCCCUAAGAGAAACCUGGCACCUAUUGCAGACAACCUCUUGAAGCGGUCGAACACUUUGGUUAACGUUGUAGCCAAGGCCUUGAAUAACAACACCAAUGGACAGUCUGAACCUGCUUACGUGAGGUUACGACGCGAAGCGGAUGACGCCGACAAGACCUACCGCGUUGCUGUCAGGAAACUCGACAGGCAACGACUUGGCCUCGAGGAGAGGAUUGAAGAGGUCCUGAAGACUCUGCAAAGGUGGGAGGCUGAGCGGUUGCGAGCCGUGAAGACUGUCUUGCUUCAAUAUCAAGGCACUCUAGCACACUUGCCCAAAGCUAUUGAUGCGUCCAUCGAGCGUUCUGGCACUCUCGUUGCUGCAUUUCAGCCUGAGUCAGACCUCACAGCAUUGAUUGAGCGCUAUCGCACAGGACCUUUCCGUCCUGUUCCUCAACUCUACGAAUCAGUAGCCCAUGAUGAGUCUGACGUAGUGUUUGGGAUUGACCUGCGUAAGUGGGCUGAGGGUGGCUGGAACACCCUUACCACGGGUGAAGACAAGAGAGAGCAUAUCCCUCCUGUCCUCACUGCACUUCUGGACGGAUUGACCGAGUCGUACAAGAGGUUGCCCAAUGAUGCUGAGAAGCGCAAAGCUUGGAUAUACGACGUCCCACUUCCCGCUGUGCACCAUUUGCGCGAAAGCUUGAAUGCCAUACCACCUGAGCAGCCCUUCUCACUUGAGAUGCUGGAGAAAUACGAUGCUGCUGUCAUUGCAGGCGCUAUCAAGCUGUGGGCAUUGGAACUUGACCCCCCUCUUGCAUUGUGGGAAGGCUGGGAAGACAUUAGGAAACUAUACCCAACAGUUGGAUCUAGUGCUAAGCCAGAUGGUGACGUGUCUGAAGAGCAACAUAUUCAGGAUUUGCAAGUGGCAUUGCAACGUCUACCUAAAGUUCAUCUUUUCGUGCUUGACGCCAUUAUCAUCCAUUUGAGGAGCCUUAUUGAAACAACUAAAGUGGAAGAAGCCGAUGAAAUUUACAUUACAAAGCUUGCCUUGUCAGUCGGCCGUACCAUUAUUCGUCCUAAGUAUGAAUCACAGCUGUCGGUUCAAGACCGCCAUCCUACUUUAUUAUUCAUCGACUUGGUGAAGAAUUAUACGGACAUCCUCCCACCAACCAUUGAAAAGAAGAAACGGGAAGCUGAACGUCGCAUUCCUGUCCGGAAGCGCACUGCUCCCAUUGACAUGCGGAUGAGUAGGAGCAGAAUCUCAGUAGGUGGUCCAACAAGGGAAAUCAUAGCCGCGCAACAAGCUGCGCAAAAAAUGGCUGUCGAAAAAGUGUCUCAGCCAUUCACGCUUGAAGUAUCUUCUGAAGUCUCACAACCUCAUUCACUGCCACAAGUUCCAGUGUCUUCCAAACCAGAGUCUCCUGCAGAAGUAAUUCCGUCACCUGUUACGUCCAAUAUCAGCGUGAAACCUCCUACGCCUGUCCGCACGCCGCCUGCACCCGCGUCAUCUGAAGAUUUUGGCCAUUUACCUGCACGACCCGUUUUCAAGGAACCUCCCCCUGAGGAUGAAGAUUUUCCUCCCCGGCCCUCUUUCAAGGAACCACCACCUGAGUUAGACGAUGCCCCGCCACAGCCCAGAUUCGUCUCACCACCCCCAUCUCCUCCUCCUGAAGUUCAAACCGAGGAAAAGAUUCCUUCGCCAGUAGUGGGUGUUACUCCCCCGACCCCACAGAAUGCCAGUGCGAAGAUACUGAGACGGCAGUCUGCUAUAAGAUCAAGCAGCCCGUCAUCCGCUGCCCGGACGCCUCCUAGCCCCACUCCUUCCAGUGAAGAUCAAACUCUUGGAACUGGCAGAACUUCGCUCUCUCGUUCAGGCUCUGGACAGACUGGCGUUCGUGGACCCCGAUUGUCCCGCGGACCUAGAGUGCACGGUGGUGGUAGCGUCAGCAGUCUCGUCUCGAAUUUCAAUAAAAACUCUGCCUCGCCGCCACCGUCACCUGGUUAUAAGAGGUUGUCGGGAUCCCCUCGCCCGACUUCUUUAUUGUCAGGCAGCGGGCAAGAUUCCAAACCGAGGAGCGUUGGACGUGGGGCAGCGUUCUCCAGAAGAACCAUGGCAAGUGAUGCUGAAGACGAGGUUGUGGAUAAGUAGAUAAUGGUAGUUGCUUGUGUGCUUUUCCAUACUUGUCUUGGAAAGAGGAUGAUAUGGACUUUAUAUUGAUUUAUGAGUCUCACAUGCCGUAUCUAUGCGAAUCGGACACUGUUUCUAAUGUAGUCUUUCUAUGAUAUGUAGACUGAUGUCAAUGCAACUCGGUGGCUCGAAGUCACCUUACCUUGUUGCUGUAAUAUACGUACAUGUGAUGG